AUGGCUUCACAAACGCAAACGCCCUUUACCCGAUUCGUGCGGUUUGUCCCUCGCUCUGAUGCCAACAAGAUCCUCAUUGGUGAGCCGGAAUCAGAGUCUGUUGAUGUUGGUCUCGCUGUGCGCAAAGGCGAGGAAGUGAAGGUUGUGGUGUGGUCCGGAUCCAGCGUUCUCAAGCCGGGUUCCAAGACCGAGGAGCGGGCCGUCAUUGACCGCGUCCUCUCACCCGUCUCUGCCGAGGAGGUCGGAACGAUCCGAUGCAUCGGCUUGAACUAUGUUCAACACGCAAAGGAGACUGGUCUGGCACUGCCUGAGGUCCCGACUGUGUUCCUGAAGCCAAGCACUGCACUAGGAGACCCAUGGCCCGCGCCUACGGUGCUUCCUUUGCUUACCCAGGCCGAUGACUGCGGCGACUAUGAGUCUGAGCUUGCCGUGGUGUUGGGUAAGACGGCUAAGAACGUCUCCGAAGCCAACGCUCUGGACUAUGUCCUGGGUUACACUGCCUGCAACGACGUCUCUUCCCGGACGUACCAACUGAACCAGUCGCAAUGGUGCUUCGCUAAGGGAUUCGAUGGAUCCUGCCCAUUGGGCCCUACCUUGGUUUCCAAGGAUCUCAUUCCCGACCCCACCAAGUUGAAGAUGCGUGGCUUGAAGAACGGCGAAGUUCUCCAGGACUCACCCAUUGACGACCUCAUUUUCAGCAUCCCGAAGCUCAUCAGCUUCCUUUCUCAAAGCACAACCCUGCCCGCUGGAACAGUAAUCAUUACUGGAACCCCGGCUGGAGUUGGCCUGGGUCGGACACCAAAGGUCACUCUGAAGGACGCCGACGAGUUCCACGUUGAGAUUCUUCCCCAUAUCGGCACGUUGGUCAAUACCUUCCAAAAUGAGGGUGUCACCGCGGUUGGACAGUAG
This is a messenger RNA of Colletotrichum fioriniae, 909 nucleotides long. RefSeq lists its product as uncharacterized. NCBI's taxonomy places the organism in Eukaryota, Fungi, Ascomycota, Sordariomycetes, Glomerellales, Glomerellaceae. The record is from RefSeq and is a predicted model, not a curated record. Gene Ontology annotation, molecular function: acetylpyruvate hydrolase activity.